Messenger RNA from Rasamsonia emersonii CBS 393.64, 1695 nucleotides. RefSeq lists its product as uncharacterized. The record is from RefSeq and is a predicted model, not a curated record. Bases 1 to 1695 code for a protein of 564 amino acids. NCBI's taxonomy places the organism in Eukaryota, Fungi, Ascomycota, Eurotiomycetes, Eurotiales, Trichocomaceae. The transcript has a single exon.
AUGGCUGGCGAGUGCGCUACGGUUCCCUGCAAUCUGGAUGGUUCUGGGAAGCUCGCAACGGGGGCCCUGGAGAACCGCUUGGAACCGCCGCUUCAGUCGAACACAGGAGAUUCGCAGCAACGCAUAGACCAGUUGAUCUCGGCCAAACGCGAUCCAGUGCCGGGAGACCCCAACCUCGAUCCUUUCUACCUCGAGCGGUCGCUGGAGGAUUCGAAGGCAUGGGCGUGUCGCACUGUGGACGAUACUGAUGUGGAGUUGGAGGAUCUGGAGAUCGAGUACUUCAUGUCAUACAUGGCAGAAGACCGAAAACAGCUGUCUGUCGGCCGCCAAGGACAUCCGGUUCACAUUCAGUGCGACAGCUAUCACGCCCCUUCCGCGCGAGCGCCUGUCUAUGCUGCACCAGCACCCUGGCAGAGAACGCCUGUUCAUCACAGUCAGAGUUCAUGCAGUUCGAUCCGGACGGAUGCGACUGGUUUGACUCCGGACCUCACCCCGAGCAGUUCAUUCUCCUCGACGUACUCUGUGCCCAACUGUCCCGAGGCUGUCAGGAAGGCGACCGAGCAGCUUGCCCUCCACAGCGAUCAGGUUCGACGCGAACGCUCCGACAGCACCGCUCGCUUUUACCUGCCAGCGGCCACGCCGCCUUCCCAGUCGCGGGCGUGCACUCGGCCACCGACGCCAGUCGACCGUACCGCCAGUGCUACCCCCCAGGGUGAACCGAUAAAUCUGUCCACGGAGACUCUCACCAUGAUUCCAAAGGACCAAUCCGCUCCGGCGGCUUCUUCCCUCCGAUCGAAGCCGCUGCCCAACAUCCCGCCUCUCACCAGGAACCCCAGCGGGCCAGCAGCACGGAAGAAAGCGCACAGCCAGGGGUCGCGUGGGCAGAUCGACCCGUCUCAAAUUUCUCCUCCUAGUCUCAUCAACCCGGUUACAAUGGAGCCGCAUGCGUCGCAUUUCGACCACGCGCUCUUCAUUCCGGCCCAUGACUGCCCAAGCCCGGUUCCCAAUCCCACCGCGCCGUCACCGCCCAUCACGCGACAAAUCACCAGUGCGUCGUCCAAGGAGCGGCCGUCGACUUCGACAUCGGUUGCAUAUGGAGAGCAGUCGGUGUGGGAGUCGGACUCGGAUACAGAGUCCAUUAUGGGAAAAUCCCAAUCCCGCCGGGGUCCCAUCGAAACGCUUCGGAAGGUCCGAAGCCGGGUGCAACUGCGCCGGAUCGCGAAAUCAGAAGGCAAGCUGCAAGCAGACAUCCGCGGCACAUCCCCUGAGCAGGACGACCCGACGCCCAAGCUUCCUCAGCAGCCCUAUGUGGCACCGGAGGCGGCUGGCAGUGCCACAUCGAUCGCGGACGUGUUGCCAGCAACGGCGAAGCAAACAUUGCGUCUCGUUGCACCGUCAACGACGUCUCUGCCACGCCCGCAAUCACGACACAGCAAUGAGGAAAAGGGGGAUUACGAAAUCAAUACCUCUGCCGCGGCAGCCGUCCAGGCUCAGUCCCGACGUCGACAGCGGUCGAAUGCGGACGAGACCGUGCCAUUCUCGAAAGAAGAGACGAGUGACCGGUAUUAUCCGGGGCGACAGGGUCUUCCUCGUGUUGAGUCCAACCCCGACGCGGUCCUAUCGUUAGACCGGUCCAGCGUGUUCAAGCGUGUCUGGAGGUCGCUGCGGGCUCUGAGCUGCCGCAGCGAACGAUGA